AUGGACGAGGAAGAUGGUGGUUCAACGAAAAAAGCGUUUACCUCAAGUGGACAUGUAGAACCAGUUGAUACAACAGCCAAUUUUCAUGGUAAGUAAGCUAAAUCUAUAGAGAAAAAACUUGCUGAAAAAAACUCUCCAAGAUAUAUUUAUUUAGUGCAAAAAAAACCACCAAAAUCAAUUUUUUCGUCAUUUUUUGCGAACAUAAAGAAAAAGUAAAUACAUACAUUGCGAAACAUAUUUCUAUUCUCACAAUUCAAUAUAUUUAUAUGUAAAUAGGCAACAAUUUGUCAAAUGUUCCCUGUGUGAAAAUAUGAAAAUCGACACUAAUUUCAUCACUAUUAUUUCAGUCGAUCCUUCGAUUAUGCAUGAUCGAGGAAUACCGGGUCUUUUGCCAGCAACAAAUGCUUCGAAUUCACAAAAAGAAGCUGUUGUUCGAUUUAGAGAACACGAUAGAAGAUCGAGUCCUCCAAAUAAUAUUCCAAUUCGAAAAAGUAGCGAAAUAGUCAUUGAUGAGGUAUUAUUCUUGAAAUCAAUAUUCAAUAGUUAUUCUUUUCUUCGUUUUCAGAUAACAUCACCUCAAUCAUUGGAUUAUGGAACGGAUAGUAGUGAAUCUGAUGAUGAAAUACAAUAUUGUGAUUGUGUGGCUGCGGCUCUUCAACAAACUCUUCCUGGAACUCCAGGAAAAAAGGGAAUAAUUCCAUAUAUGAGUAUUUAUGAUACACAACAACAAGCAAGAAAACGUGGAUAUUGGAUACCUGGAGUUCCAGUAAAUGCGAAAAUUGUCAAAGUUGAAAGAAACACGGAUAGAGGAAUUCAUCUUAUCAAUACUCUUUUGUUAGUUUUAAAUUGAUCUUCAAAAAAAUAUUCUGAUUUUUGCAGAUACACGAUUGAAUUAGAGCAUGGAAAUUUUAAGUGGAGUGUGGUUCGAAAUUACAAAGAUUUCACACUUCUCAACAAUCGACUUUUGGCGCAUCGUGCAAGAGAACAAUUUAUGGCACCAAUUAAAAGGUAACGUUUUUUUUUCAAAAAAAUAAUUAUAUGUUUUAUUUAAAUGUUACCUUUGUAGAAUUCGCGGAAAAGUACAUGACGAGUAAGAAAAUGUUGUGUUGUAAAAGUUGUAUUUUUAUUUUCAAAAUCAAUGUUUCCAUGACUAUUCAUGGUUUUUUUCAGAACUCAAGAUCGAUUGGAUACAUAUUUGGAAAAUAUUGGAGUUGAUAUUGUUUCCGAUCAUAAACCAGAAUGUCCAUAUUCAAAUCAUAGUUCAAAACGAAAAAGCCGUCAUCAUCAUCACGAUGUUGAAGUAUUGAAAAGAAAUGUGGAUGAAUUGGAAAUAUCUCCAAAAAAUAAUAGCAUAGCACCGCUUGCUUCAGUCGAAUCACCAAGUUCUCCAGAAGAAGCAGUGAAACAAGAAGUUCGAAUGCAACAAGCAGUUCAAUCUGGAAUUCUUGAGGAAAAUAAUGAGUCAGAAACAUCGCCGAAACGAAGAAGAAAUCGAAAAAGAGAGAGACAUACAUUGCCAAGAUUUCCAAUGAUGCCUGAUUCAAUGGUAACAAAUUUAGAACAUCGAAAAGAACAACUUGAAAAUUGGUUGCAAAUGGUUUUGCAUAUUCCAAUCAAUCGAAAUCACCAUGAAACUGUAAGUUUUUUUAUCCAGAAAAGGAAUCUACUAGGAAAUAUUUAAUUUUUAUUUAGGCUGAGUUCCUCGAAGUUUCUCGUUAUUCAUUUGUCAAUGAAUUAGGAGGAAAACAUACUGAAGGAUUUGUGAAAAAACGACCUGGAGGUGCACGUGUUUUUCUUGGAUGGAAACAAUGUUGUGUUAGAUAUUUAUUGCCUUGGAGUAAAAGAUGGUUGAUGGUUCGAGAUUCAUUUGUUGCAUAUAUGGAUCAUAGAACUGAACAAAUUCGUAUGGUUCUUUUGAUGGAUCGAGAUUUUCGAGUUGCUGCUGGUGGAAAAGAAACUGAAGGAAUUCCAACUGGAUUGAUUAUCACAAAUACACAACAGUAAGUUGAAUAAUUACAUUCAAAUUUAUAAAACAAAUAAUUCUAGCGAAUUGCAUCUGAAAUGUCGUCGACUUCAAGACACUGCAACUUGGAAAUCAAUAAUUGAACAAUCAAUGAAUGGACUUGGAAGUGUUUGGUUGAAAGCGCAUAAAUAUAGUUCAUCAUUCCCAGUGCGAGAAAAUUGUUAUGCAAAAUGGUUUGUUGAUGCAAAAAGUUAUAUGGAAUAUGCUGCAAAUAUGAUGGAACUUGCGAGAGAAGAAAUAUUUAUUGCUGAUUGGUGGCUGAGUCCCGAAAUAUAUAUGAAAAGACCAGCAUUGGAAGGAAAUUAUUGGAGACUUGAUGAAAUUCUCAAAAGAAAAGCUGAACAAGGUGUUAAGAUUUUUGUUCUUUUAUACAAAGAAAUGGAAAUGGCACUUGGAUUGAAUAGUAUGUACACAAAGCGAACUCUUCAAAAUUUACACGAAAAUAUUAAGGUAUAUUUUCUGCAUUCAAAAAUGAUUUCGAUUGUAAACUGGUGUAAUUAUUAUAGGUUAUGAGACAUCCGGAUCAUUAUCCAUCAACUGGAACAUUUUUCUGGGCUCAUCAUGAAAAAUUAUUAGUUAUUGAUCAAGUUAUUUCAUUUGUCGGUGGAGUUGAUCUAUGUUUUGGAAGAUGGGAUGAUAAUCGACAUUUAUUGACUGAUUUAGGAUCUGUUCAAUUUUCCGGAACUCAUAAUGUUCAAACAGAUAUGACAACUGGACUUCGUGCUCUUAUGACAGCACCAUUAACAUUGUCUCCAUUAGGUUUGGAAGAACAUGAAAAAGUAACACCAAGAGAAAAUAAAAAUGGAAUUCACGUCGAAGGUUAGUUUUGAGAAUGCUACUUGGAAACAAUUAUAGAGUUGAAUUUUCAGUAAAAGAACCAGUUCCUGAAAAAGAAGAUGACGAAGAAGUUGUAUAUACUGAUAAAGAAACUGGAGGUGUUGUUGUUCGAGUUAUCAAAAAAAGUGAGUUUUCUAUCUGAACCCAUUUUUAAAGAUUUCCUAAAACCUUCGGCGGUUUUUCAUAUAUUUCUCAGAAUUCGAGUUUCACCUCGUAAUGAAAUAUUUGUUUUCAAAAUAAAAAAAAAUAUAGUUCACGUAAAAAAUUAUUUCUAAUUUCACAGAAAAAAUUAAAGUCAUUAAUUUUUCAAAUUCAUUUCCAUUUUUUUUAGAUCUGCUAAAUGAUGAAAGUGUUCGACAUUCAAGUCCACCGGAUCCUCAAAAAUCAUACAAAGAAACCACAACAGUUGUUGAAACGUCAUCAUCUGGAACUCAAAAAACAACAACAACCACAACUACAGUAAUAAAAGUGAUAAAAGAUGAAAAAGGAAAGAAAGAAGUUCGUCGAUCAGUUUCAUCUGUUGAAAAACAACGAAAACGUUUACCUCGCGAAAUUCUCGAAAAGGCUGGACCUGCUCCAACAAUGCUUGAAAAAGCACAAAAAUCGGGUCUUGAUUUUGCAUCGGCUGCCGAAAAAUAUAAAGAAUAUGUGAAUAGUGGAGCUGUGCAAAAAGAGAAACAUCGUGCUCAAACACCGCCGAAUCGAAGAAAGAAGGAUUCGAAAAUAUCGAGAGCUGUUGGAAAUUGGAAAAGUAAUCGAGCAAAAAGAAAAUGGAAACAAAUGUUGGAACACGAUGAAGCAACACUUGGAUAUGAAUUGGAUUGGUUGAGAUUAAGAGAAAUGGAAGAAGUUAAAGAUGGAAAUGAUGAUAUUGAUGGAGGAGCUAAAUUAUGGUAUGGUAAAGAUUAUGUCAAUUAUAUUGCCAAAGAUUUUGUUGAAGUUGAUAUGCCAUUUCAUGGUAAGUGUUUUUUUUAAUUUUGUAAUCAAAAAAAUUAAUUUCAAGAUUUUAUCGAUCGUGGUGCAACUCCUCGUAUGCCAUGGCAUGAUAUUCAUUCAGUUACAUUUGGUGUCCCAGCUCGAGAUGUUGCUCGUCAUUUUAUUCAACGAUGGAAUGCAACAAAAACUGAAAAACUGAAAGAUGACAAUAAUUAUCCAUAUCUUCUUCCAAAAAGUUAUGAGAAUGUUCGAGUUCCACGUGUCUUCAAAUCGGCAAAUUUCAGCGAACAAGUUAAUGUUCAGGUACUUGAAAUCAGCCGACUUUGGAUUACGGUUUUGGUUUUGGUGAUGGGCUUCAGAUUAUAACAAUGUCCUUUUUAUGUGCAAUGCUAUAUCUAAUUUCAUGUUUAAUCUGACCAAAACCAAUUCAAGGCCAAUCCAUUUUUACAGGUUCUUCAAUCGACAUUUUCAUCCGAAUUACAGGUUCUUCGAUCACUUUCAAAUUGGUCAGGUUUAAUUAAUCAAACUGAAGAUUCAAUUCAAAUGGCAUAUUUGUCUCUGAUCGCAAAUUCAAAGGUAAUUCGAAAAAUAGGUGUACAAGAAUAAUAAAAUAUUUUCUAGCAUUAUAUUUAUAUCGAAAAUCAAUUUUUCGUGUCAAUGAUUGAAUCAAAUGAUGUGACAAAUGAAGUAUGUCGAGUAAUAUAUGAUCGAGUUGUUCGAGCUUAUAAAGAAAAAGAGAAUUAUCGAGUUUAUAUAAUGAUUCCACUUUUACCUGGUUUCGAAGGAGAUGUUGGAGCACCUGGUGGAUCUUCUCUUCAAGCUGUUCUUCAUUGGACUUAUCGAUCACUUAGUCAAGGACCAAAUUCUUUAUUCCAACGGUUAAAAGCAGUUAUGCCAGACCCUUUCAAAUAUAUUCAUGUUGGAUCUCUACGAACAUAUGAUCAACUUGGACAUAAAUUAGUGAGUUUGAAUAUUGGUAUUGGGGUGAUUUGGGUAGAGAAAGAACUAUUUUGAACUGAAAUUUCGAUUCAUCAAAUGUAACAAGAAAAACAUUUUUCCAUAGAAAAAUUGAAUACGAUUAGUUUUAAUGGAAAAUAUGCAAAAAAAAAGUCUUGAUAUUUUCUGAAUCGAUUUUUGUGUGUUUUUUACUACCCUGAUUGCCCCAUUCUUGCAAUAUUUCGAAAUAUUCAAUUUUUCCAGGUCUCUGAACUCAUUUAUAUUCACUGUAAAUUAUUGAUUGUUGACGAUGAAAGUGUUAUCAUUGGUUCGGCAAAUAUUAAUGACAGAUCACAGGUUGGAUUUUUUCGUAAUAUUUAUUCAGUUUCAAAAAAUAAUUUUUUAAAUUGAAUUUACUUGAAAAAGCAAAUGUAAACAGCGAAUAGAAUUCCGGGAAUCCAGAAAAAUAUACAAAGAAUCAAAUCGAUGAUCACAUUUGUGUCGCAUUGUUUUGUGUGCCACCAAAUUGCGAGUGGCUGAAAAUAUUGUUUUUUUUUAAUUGUUUCAAAAAAUUUUCUAUUAUCAUUUUUGAAUAUUUUACUUACUGGAAGUAAAAUGCAGAGAAUAAUUUCAAGAAUUGCGUCCGCGUCAAGACCCAUUAUUUCUGAAAUUAGAUUGAAUUAUUUUCGGAAAAAAGUAGAAUGUAAAAUGAAAAAAAAAAUAAGUCGAUUGUUUGAAUUUUGAGGAAAACUAAAAGUGUGAUAAGAUAAUAUUUGUUUGUUGUAUAGUCGAAACCCGCCUUGUUUGCAUACUUAGUCAUUUGACACUUUUCUCAAGAAUGAUUCAUAGAAAAAAACCUUGAUAUUUUUUACAGUGUGGAAAUCGAGAUUCUGAAGUAUGUUGUUUAUACACGGAUAUUGUAAAAGAGAAAUCGGUAAUGGAUGGAAAACCAUAUGAAGCUGGAAGAUUUGCAAAAAGUUUGAGACUUCAAUGUAUGAAAGAGCAUCUUGGAUUAUUGUCAGAUUCGAGAAGAAAAGCCAAAUUUCCAUAUUUGGUUUCUUGUGAUGAUCCAGUUUCGGAUAGUUUCUUUGUUGAUGUUUGGCAAGCAACUGCAAAGAGUAAUUCAACGAUUUAUGAAGAGGUAAUUUUUUUUUUGAAAAAUAUAUGUGGAAUAUACAGGUUGUAGUCAACAACUACAAAAAACUUAUUUUUGAAACUCAUUUUUCUUAUAAAUUUUCAAAUAUAUUUUUUUGCAGGUUUUCCGCUCAUUCCCGACGGAUAAUGUUGAAACAUUUGAAGAGUUCCAAAAAUGGACUGCUCAAAUCCCAAUGUCUGAAUAUGCUCCUCAACAAGCUGAAGAAAGAGUUCGAGAUCUUCGCGGAACUCUUGUCGAUUUUUCAUUGAAUUUCUUGAACAAAGCUGUUCUUACACCAGGAAUUACCUCAAAAGAAGGACUUGUUCCAAGUGCCGUAUUUACCUAG
Caenorhabditis angaria is the source of this 6213-nucleotide messenger RNA. The record is from the annotation of a GenBank genome assembly. NCBI's taxonomy places the organism in Eukaryota, Metazoa, Nematoda, Chromadorea, Rhabditida, Rhabditidae.